Messenger RNA from Cannabis sativa, 2458 nucleotides. Its product is annotated as peptidyl-prolyl cis-trans isomerase CYP65. Gene Ontology annotation, biological process: protein polyubiquitination; protein folding; protein peptidyl-prolyl isomerization. The record is from RefSeq and is a predicted model, not a curated record. Gene Ontology annotation, cellular component: catalytic step 2 spliceosome. Gene Ontology annotation, molecular function: peptidyl-prolyl cis-trans isomerase activity; ubiquitin-ubiquitin ligase activity. The transcript has 10 exons. Bases 257 to 2161 code for a protein of 634 amino acids. NCBI's taxonomy places the organism in Eukaryota, Viridiplantae, Streptophyta, Magnoliopsida, Rosales, Cannabaceae.
GGGCUUGGAACGUGAUAAGCCCUCGCGUAGAAUCAGAAAUCGGCAGAAUCAUAAUCAGAAUCAGAACGUCUACUCCACUCUACUCGGCGAGGCCAGGGUGGUCUUCCUACAAAAUAUCAAACUCCGAUCACGCGGAGCUGGAUUAAACUUGGAGUGCUUUGAUCUAGCUCUCCAGCCUUGAUCAAUUCGUCCAAUUUCAAUAGUUGGUUUCGAAUAUUCUUUAGGGUUUGAACGAAAGUCCCAUUGAUAUUACACAAUGGGGAAGAAACAGCACAGCAAGGACCGAAUGUUCAUCACUAACACGGAGUGGGCCACCGAAUGGGGUGGCGCCAAACCCAAAUCAACCUCCACUCCCUUCAAACGUCUCCCUUUCUAUUGCUGCGCGCUCACCUUUACGCCUUUCGAGGAUCCUGUUUGCACUGCUGAUGGCAGUGUCUUUGAAAUCACGCAUAUAGUUCCAUAUAUUAGAAAGUACGGGAAAAAUCCAGUGACGGGGGCUCCCUUGAAGCAGGAGGAUCUUAUUCCACUAACUUUUCACAAGAACUCUGAAGGAGAGUUUCAGUGCCCAGUGUUGAACAAAGUAUUUACUGAAUUUACACACAUAGUUGCUGUGAAGACUACAGGAAACGUGUUUUGCUAUGAGGCAAUUAAAGAACUAAACAUCAAGACAAAGAACUGGAAGGAGCUCCUUACUGACGAACCAUUUGUUAGAGGGGACCUUAUAACUAUUCAGAAUCCUAAUGCAAUUGACGGCAAAACACUCUUGGAUUUUGAUCAUGUGAAAAAUAGCUUAACACUUGAUGAUGAAGAGUUAAAGAAAAUGGGUUCAGAUCCAUCCUAUAACAUAAAUGUCAGUGGAGACAUCAAGCAGAUGUUGAAGGAGCUUGGUACAGAGAAAGCAAAGCAAACUGCACUGCUAGGAGGAGGUGGCAGCAAGGCACAGAAUGAAAGGGCCGCAGCACUUACUGCCAUUUUGGCUGCGAGGUCACGUAUAAAAGAAGAUUCUGACAAAAAAUCAAAUGGAGAGAGUAAUGCCCCUCAGGCUUACAGCAUAGUAGAUGCUGCAUCUGCUUCUGUACAUGGGAGAAGUGCCGCUGCAGCAAAAGCUGGAUCAAGUGAUAAAACUGCUGCUCGAAUUGCUAUGCACAGGGCUGGUGAGAGAACACCAUUGAAUGCUAAGCUGGUCAAGAGUAAAUAUACUACUGGUGCUGCUUCGAGAUCCUUCACUUCUACCUCUUUUGAUCCCGUGACUAAAAAUGAAUAUGAGUAUGUCAAAGUUGAGAAGAACCCCAAGAAGAAAGGAUAUUUGCAACUGCACACAACUCAUGGUGAUUUAAACAUUGAGCUGCACUGUGAUAUAACUCCGAGGACAUGUGAGAACUUCCUCACUCUCUGUGAACGUGGAUAUUAUAAUGGAGUAGCUUUCCAUAGGAACAUCCGGAAUUUUAUGAUUCAAGGGGGUGAUCCUACUGGUACUGGGAAAGGAGGGGAAUCUAUUUGGGGACAGCCAUUUAAAGAUGAAGUCAAUUCCAAGUUGCUUCACUCUGGAAGGGGUGUUCUUAGUAUGGCAAACAGUGGUCCCCACACAAAUGGUUCCCAGUUUUUUAUCCUGUACAAGUCUGCAAAUCAUUUGAACUUCAAACAUACUGUUUUUGGUGGAGUUGUAGGUGGAUUGACGACUCUGGCAACAAUGGAAAAGGUUCCUGUUGAUGACGAUGAUCGACCUUUGGAGGAAAUUAAGAUAACAGGUGUCUCAGUUUUUGUGAAUCCGUACUCGGAACCUGACGAGGAAGAGGAAAAAGAAGCAGCUGAAAAUGAGAAGAAAGCUGAGGAUGAAGACAAUGUUAGUAGUAAACGAUAUCACAUUAUCAUGUCAAGAGCAAUUAUUCUAUUAACUUUCUCUAUUUUUUCAACUGCCAGUAAUCUUCUUGCUAUUGUGUUUGUGUUAUCUCAGGACAAGAUUGGGUCAUGGUAUAGUAACCCAGGCACUGGAAGCACGGGAUCGGGAACAGUCGGUGGUGGUGUUGCAAAGUAUCUGAAAGCAAGGACUGCUCAAGCUGAAUCUAGUGUUGUCGACAAUGGUUCAGCAGCUGCAUCGAAAACAAAGAAGAGGAAGAUGGGAACUUCUACCGCAGAAUUCAAAGAUUUCUCGUCGUGGUAAUUUGUAAAUAAUCCCAAAAACUUGUAACAUAGGUAGGAACUAAAAAAAUGAUUUGAAAUUUGGAGAUGUGGGUCUGCCUAAGCCAGUGUCAUUAUAUAUUCUUUUUCAAAUAGAAUUUUUUGAAAAAAAAAGAGAGAAAAAGAACAGGUUGAACCUUUGAAGAGGGACGUCUGUUUUCUUUAGUUUUCAAAUCUAUAAAUGUACAAUGACAUGUAAUGUAUUCCUUGAAAAUGGCCUGCGUUGUAUUGUAAUAAACAUUAAAAUUUUGUCCUGUUAUAGUAGUGAUCAUCUCUAACA